UAACCAGGUGUCAGGUUGCUGCACAAGGAUCUUCAGUGGAGAGGUCAAUCUUCUGAAGGUAGAUUAUGGAGAAGGCAGGCCUGGGGAUUUGCUUUACAUACACCCGUAGCUCCUUUCAGCUGGACACUGAAACCUUCAUUUUUCUUCUUCACCUGUCACUCAGGCUUCACACAAGAUACCAACUAUGCUGAAGAAGAUCUUGAUCCUCCCAGCCCUGCUUGUUUUGCUUAUGCCUCCUCUCAUACAAGCACAAGAGGAUCUAAGUGGGGACAAAUCUGAGGAAUCUGGUGCCUUUGAAUCUGGGCAAGCAAGUGGGGAGCUUAGCGGAGAAACAAGUGGUGAACCUAAUGGACAAGUCAGUGGAGAGCUAGGCUGGGAGCCCAAUGGGCAACCUAUGGAUCAAUCCAGCCUCCCUGACGAAAGUAGCGGAAGUGGAUCUGACCUCUCAUAUGGAAUAGACUGAGAGGGAUGAAACUUCCCCCACUCCCCUUCACAUCAUCAGCUGCAUUGAAGGAAAAUCCAAGCCUCAAAAUGAGAAGCACAACGCCACCCUUGAGAAAUGAGUUUGUAGAGCAUUAGCAAGAGUGCUGUUGAGUUUGUUAAAUUUUUAAUACUUGUGAUUAUUCUCUUAAUAAAGUAUUUAGGGUGCAUUAUAUUCUGAAAAGUGACUAUGUAAAAAUGGUCACUUUUCAUUCAGUAGCUCUGCUGUGUGCAUGUAUCAGACUCAGAGUGACUGACUUUAGUGACUAAAAUAUGUUUUUAUGUGUGUUCAUCCUGAAGAGCCAGCAGAGUUCAGAGAGAAGAAGCUGGAGUCUAUGCCUUCUUCUGCAUCAUCCACAGAAUUAUUUACUGAAGUCUGGUUACACCUGUGCAAAGCCAUUGAUGGGAAUGGGACUGCACAAGUUACUGAGGGCAAAAUUUGGCCUGGAGUGCUUUUAUUAUUGGUGGUGACAUACGGGAAAAAAAAGAACCCUGCUUGACUCUUAGAGCUCAGGCUGAGUUUGCAGAGUCAGCAGCCUGAAAAAACACCAUUUUUAUUUUUAUUAAUUUGAUCUGAAGUCCCAGAAAGAUUAUAUGCAUGGAGCCCCACAAUGCCAUUUAUAUAGUCACUUUUCAAAGUAUGACCAUCCUCCAAGCUGUGAUGAAUUGGAAGGAUCUAUUGAGAGGUGAUGUGCAAUAAUUAAACUGUGACCUCUGAGAAUUCUCCAAGCAGGUGAACAUUCUGCCGUUCUCUGAACUAAUAUCUAUCCCUUGCUGAUAUAAAGAUCACAGUAAAUAAAA
Molecule: messenger RNA, 1281 nt
Organism: Caretta caretta (loggerhead turtle)
Lineage: Eukaryota; Metazoa; Chordata; Testudines; Cheloniidae
Source: RefSeq, a predicted model, not a curated record